AUUUCUUAGUUAGCUUGGGCUGGCAAGAGAGAUGGAACAAUUGAAUCCGCACAGUGUUCUGGUGACCGGUUCGAACCGUGGACUUGGCUUGGAGCUGGUCAGGCAGCUGGCAAAGAAAAGCAACCCCCCAAAAUGGAUCUUUGCCACUUGCCGGGACCCGGCUGGACCCCGUGCUCAGGACCUGAAGAAUUUGGCUGCUGAACACCCGCAAAUUGUCAUCAUGGCCUUGGAUGCGGAUGAUCCAUCCAGCGUCAAGGCUGCCGCAGCCAAAGUCACAGAAUGCGUAAAAGGGGCUGGAUUGAACCUCCUGAUUAAUAAUGCCGGGAUUGCCAAUGGGAGCACCUUGGAGACUGAAACUCCAGAGAGCAUGGCUGAGACCUACAGAACCAAUGUGAUUGGGCCCAUGAUAGUUGUCCAGGUGUUCAUUCCUUUGCUGAGGAAAGCAGCCAAAGGAAGUUCCCUGAAAGGCAUGAGCUGCAGCAAAGCAGCCAUCGUCAACAUUUCCAGUGAAGGAGGUUCCAUCACAAAUGUCCUUGAAUGGCAACGGGGCCACAUCAUUGCUUAUCGCUGUAGUAAGUGUGCUCUGAAUAUGCUCUCUAAAUGCCAGUCCUUACAUCUUGCCAAAGAUGAGAUUUUGUGUGUUGCGUUGCAUCCUGGAUGGGUACGGACUGACAUGGGAAAUUUAUUGGGAACAGCCCCAAUGACACUGGAGCAGAGUUUGCGAGCUAUUCUGAACACCCUUGGCCAUCUCUCUGAGAAAAAUACCGGCACAUUUAUUAACUGGGAAGGGAAUCUUGUGCCCUUGUGAGACAACAAAGAUUCUGCUUCUCUGCACUGAAAGAUAACUUUCUCAUCAAAGGCAAUGCAGAUUUCUAUCUUCAGUGCUCAUUAUCUCCUGCUCUGCUUCGUCUGCUCCAACUCUCCCUUGCUUCAGGUAAUGACUGGUGCCUAUAAAAUGUUGCUCAGGCAGGCUCUUUCAAACUGCAGAUCCCAAUGAUAUGUCUGAAUUACUUCUAGGGAUCACUGGCAGCGGUUGCAAAACAGCCAUUUCGUAAUAGAGAAUUUUCUUUCCAGAUGUCUAGAAUCUAAAGCAUACAUUUAAGAGAUGCCUACAUUGAAGAGGAUGACUUUUUCCCUCAAUACCACAUCCGGGGAUGCGAGUCUAGACAUGGCCUGUACUUCUUUUGCAAAAAGGCCAUCUGGAACAUUUUAUACUUCCAAUAUAUUAAUCUAUUUUUUUUAAAGGCUGUUACACAUGAAAUAAAACUGAUUAAAAAUC
Molecule: messenger RNA, 1279 nt
Organism: Pantherophis guttatus
Lineage: Eukaryota; Metazoa; Chordata; Lepidosauria; Squamata; Colubridae
Cellular component (GO): cytoplasm
Molecular function (GO): oxidoreductase activity
Source: RefSeq, a predicted model, not a curated record